Messenger RNA from Mangifera indica (mango), 1434 nucleotides. RefSeq names its product transmembrane protein 45B-like. NCBI's taxonomy places the organism in Eukaryota, Viridiplantae, Streptophyta, Magnoliopsida, Sapindales, Anacardiaceae. The record is from RefSeq and is a predicted model, not a curated record. The coding region runs from base 165 to 1112 and encodes 315 amino acids. The transcript has a single exon.
CCAACCAUUCGUUUCAUUCUUUAUUCAAACUUCAAUUCAAACACCUUACAAAAGAAGCCUCUAGAUUCCCCCAAAUCCCCCCUUAAAUCUCCAUCUUCCCCUCAAAAUUUUCUCACCAUAAUUUCUCUCUAAUUCACAAACCUUUAGAUUAUUUGUUUGUUCUAAUGGGUACUUUAGUAGGACAUGUAGCACCAGGAUUUGCGUUCCUGGCUCUUGGCUUCUGGCAUCUUUUGAACCACAUCAAACUCCAUUCUCUUCACCCAAAUUCCUACACUUCAACUCCAUGGUUUCCCUCUUCUAAAAUUAAAUACAUAGAGCUCUAUUUAAUCAUGCUUGGAAGCACCAUUUCCAUGGCUAUGGAGCUCUUCAUUGGCCCCGCAAAACACCAGCCUUUUGACACUGAUGGAACCAUCCCUUCCAACCAUCUCCACAACUUCGAACACGCCACAAUCUCCCUCACUUUCUUCACCUACGCCGCCUUCGCAAUUCUCCUUGAUAGAAUUCACUGCAAAAGAAAUACCCGAGAUGCACUAACACAACUCCUCGGCGCCAUAGCUUUUGCCCAGCAAUUACUCCUGUUUCAUCUUCACUCAGCUGACCACAAGGGGGUCGAGGGACAGUAUCAUUUGCUUCUACAAAUCGUUAUUUUGGUCUCCUUAGCCACAACCCUAAUCGGAAUCGCUCUCCCGGGGAGUUUCUUGGUCAGUUUUGUUAGGUCAGCCAGUAUUUUUUUCCAGGGAGCAUGGCUGAUGUUGAUGGGAUACAUGCUGUGGACUCCUGAAUUUAUCCCAAAAGGGUGUUUUCUUAAUGCCGAGGAAGGUCACCAUGUGGUGAGAUGCCAUGAAGAGGAGGCUUUGCAUAGAGCUAAAUCACUAGUGAACCUUGAAUUCAGCUGGUUUUUAGUGGGAAUCACAAUAUUUUCAGUGGGUCUAUAUUUGAUUUUGGGGAAAAUUAUUGGAGAAAAGAUUGAGUAUGCAACAUUAAGUAGGGAAGAUGAGUAUACUUCUGAUGAUGUUGAGUCACAAGAAGACACAAAAGAUGGUGCCACAAAGAGUAGUUUUAUCGGGAUGGGGAAAGGAGGCUUUGUUGCAUCAAUUGACAUUGAAAGAUAAAGAGGGAGAUCAUUAUUCAAGAUGAUGAAGUAGAUUUCUUGAUUAUGUGUACAAAUUUUAAUUAAUUAGCGAGGGUUGGUGGAGUCCCAUCUGUCAUUUUGGUUAUUUUUAAAGUCCACACUGAGGAAAAGGGUGUUGGCUUAAAGAAAUUGAACCAACUGAUGAUGGCUGGUGGGGAAUUAUAUAUGACCUGGUGUGGAAUUUGUUUGGUGUAUUGUAUUGAUGGGUUUUAGCUUAUUUUCAGUGAGUUCUUUUGUGUGUGUUUGUAAUUGUAUAGUAAAACAGGAACCAGAAGCAACAAAGCUACCUACUUUAUAAUCAA